This is a messenger RNA of Gossypium raimondii (Peruvian cotton), 1764 nucleotides long. RefSeq names its product magnesium transporter MRS2-3. Lineage: Eukaryota; Viridiplantae; Streptophyta; Magnoliopsida; Malvales; Malvaceae. Gene Ontology annotation, biological process: magnesium ion transport; transmembrane transport. The record is from RefSeq and is a predicted model, not a curated record. Gene Ontology annotation, molecular function: magnesium ion transmembrane transporter activity. Gene Ontology annotation, cellular component: membrane. The transcript is spliced from 6 exons. Bases 125 to 1582 code for a protein of 485 amino acids.
CUAAAUAGUCUUUUUAACACUAGCGCGCAAGUUAGACUACUAAGUCUAUAAAUACUAAACGGCACCAUUUUCUGGCCGGUAAAUUUCAGUAUCGAAUGAUCCUCCAAAAGAUAAACCCCCAAAAAUGAGGAGUCAACCUCCGUCGUCACCGCCUAAACCCGAAGAGGACCCGGAUCCAUCGGCCCGACCUGCUCCGUUCCCUAACCAAACUCUCCCUCCAACCACCGCCACCACCGCCGCCGGUCAUCGGAAAAAAGGGACCGGUGUUCGAGCAUGGCUUAUACUGGACUCGACAUGCCAAACCCAGAUGGUGGAAGCCGGAAAACAUGCUAUCAUGAGACGUACGGGUUUGCCCGCUCGAGAUCUUCGGAUCUUGGACCCGCUGUUGUCGUACCCAUCGACGAUUCUUGGUCGAGAAAGGGCGAUCGUGAUUAAUUUGGAGCAUAUCAAGGCAAUCAUCACGGCUCAAGAGGUUUUGCUUUUAAAUUCUAAGGAUCCUUCAGUUACGCCCUUUGUUGAUGAGAUACAGAGCCGAAUUUUGUGCCAUUAUCAAGCUACUAAAGACCAGGAAGGUGGUGUUGACGAUUCCAGCUACAUAAUUCGAUCGAGUUCUCAAAAUUUGUCGUCAAGGUUUUCACAGAGUCAAACUCAGGAUGAUGAAGGUAAAUUAGAAGAGAAACAGAGUCUUGAAAACCCAAAUGGCUCGAAGAUUCUCCCAUUUGAAUUCGUUGCAUUGGAAGCAUGCCUCGAAGCUGCUUGCAGCUGCUUAGAAAAUGAAGCAAAGACAUUGGAGCAAGAGGCACAUCCGGCCUUAGAUAAAUUGACUUCUAAGAUUAGUACUCUCAAUUUGGAGCGUGUUCGCCAAAUUAAAAGCCGAUUAGUUGCAAUAACAGGACGUGUCCAAAAGGUAAGGGAUGAAUUGGAACACUUGCUCGAUGAUGAUGAAGAUAUGGCCGAGAUGUAUUUAACUGAGAAACAACUACUUGAAAAUUCUUCAACCUCAUCUAUGAAUGAGAGGGAUGAUAUGGAUGAUGACGUUCUUCGACCAGACAUCAAUGAGAGGACACCUGCUGAAAUCUCCUUGGCAGCCAAUUAUGAAGGUGAUAUCCAAGACUCCGAUAACCCCCAGGAUAAUAUGUUUGGUGCUACCAAUGCCAUUGGCCGAGACAGCCAUGGAACUCAUACAAGUACCACUCGCAGUGCUAUCAGCAAGCAUCUUGAUGUAGAAGAGUUAGAAAUGCUCUUGGAAGCAUACUUUGUUCAAAUUGACGGUACACUGAACAAGCUAUCCACGCUGAGGGAAUAUGUCGAUGACACAGAGGACUACAUUAAUAUAAUGCUUGAUGACAAACAGAACCAUCUCCUUCAAAUGGGAGUCAUGCUAACAACGGCAACCCUUGUCAUCAGCGCUUUUAUCGUAGUUGCAGGUAUCUUUGGCAUGAACAUCCAUAUCGAGCUAUUCGAUGAAGAUAAAGCAGGGAUGCCAGAGUUUCUGUGGACAAUUGGAGGUGGUGCCGCCGGCUCGAUAUUCCUUUAUGUGAUAGCUAUCGCGUGGUGUAAGUACAAGCGAUUAUUAGAGUAAGUCUUCCGAGACCGUACUGUGUAUCGCAUGAAACCAUAUGAAAAAAAUAACAUGAAAUUGAAACAUCUAUUGUAUAAACUUUUCUGGUGAAACCAUAUGAAAAAAAUAACAUGAAAUUGAAACAUCUAUUGUAUAAACUUUUCUGGAAUGUUGGACACGAUAAGCUUAUUAUUUUUUUACUA